AUAUUGCAUUUUUGUAGCUACUAAUAGCUAGCAAUUAGUUACGUUGUGCCAAUGAGCAGUGGAUGAUUGUACGAGUUGUUCUGAUAGUCUAAUAGCUCCAUUGUGGUGAAUGUUGUACAACUCAAGAAAUGUACAGAAAAUUGGUCAGCUAACCGCUACACUUCUAGCACCAGCACCAGCACUAGCAAUUGAGCUAACUAUUGCCUUAUUUUAUUAACCUGCAUUAGCUAACUUAACUAACUAAAUAUGCAUUUAUUUAAAAACAAGUGGGUGUUUGUAGCUGCGUUGUAACAUAAUGUCAUUUAGUGUCAGUUCUCUAGUUAACUUGGAAAGUAGCCCGUGAAAGAACUGAAGGUACUGUACCAUGAUAACUGAAAAAGCCAAGCCAUGGCUAAUGUUAGCGCGCAGCUUGCCACUCCAUUGUUGUUUGUUCGCUUUUGCUAAAUACUCGCUAACGUUAGCUAGCUACUGGUUAUUACCACCAGCUAGUAAUCUAGUUAGUGAUAUAUAUCGACUGGCUUUUGUAAAAGCUAACUUGUAGUAAUACUAGUCAAUUGUGUGACUAGCAAAGAAGUUGGCUAGUUGUCGUAGCUUGACACAAAUUAGCUAUUGUAUGCUGCAUGCAGGAAUUUUGGGUGUCACUGUCAGUUUGCCCCAUGUUUUCAAAUGUCUUUCUAAAUUAUGACUCGGGGGGAAAGUGGACGAACCUUUAAAGCAAGGCUAGCUGGCAAGCUGACAUGUCAACCGGUUAUUGUUUUGUAUGAGUUAAUUGGCUGUGCUAGCUAUACGAGCUAACGCAAUGAUUUGUUUCCAAUGCCUUGUUUCCAGACUGCCACAACCUGCUACGUGUCCAGUAUGAACACGAUUGGAUUUAAAACCAUGUCUAUUUGAGUUGUACUCACAACUGACAACUGCCCUGUUGGUAUGCCCAAGAGACACAUGCGAGAAGUUAUACAUCACCAAUUUGACAAAAGAGGCUAGGUGUGGAUGAGCCUUCCCUUAACGAGAUGUAACAGGAUGCUGAACCAUCACUGCAGAAGGAACCCAGAGCUUCAGGAGGAGCUGCAGAUCCAGGCCGCGGUGGCCGCAGGGGAUGUGUGCACGGUCAGGAAGAUGCUGGAGCAAGGCUACUCUCCCAAGAUCCGCGACGCCAACGGCUGGACACUGCUCCACUUCUCAGCUGCCAAGGGGAAGGAGAGAUGUGUCAGAGUGUUCCUAGAGCAUGGUGCCGACCCCACAGUAAAAGACUUCAUCGGUGGAUUCACGGCCCUCCACUACGCCGCCAUGCACGGCCGAGCCCGCAUCGCCCGGCUCAUGCUGGAGUCCGAGUUCCGCAGCGACAUCAUCAACGCUAAGAGCAACGACGGCUGGACGCCCCUCCACGUAGCGGCCCACUACGGCCGGGACUCGUUCGUCCGCCUCCUGCUGGAGUUCCGGGCGGAGGUGGACCCCCUGAGCGACAAGGGGACCACCCCUCUCCAGCUGGCCAUCAUCCGCGAGCGCUCCAGCUGUGUUCGGAUCCUCCUGGACCACAGCGCCAACAUCGACAUCCAGAACGGCUUCCUGCUGCGCUACGCCGUCAUCAAAGGAAACCACUCGUACUGCCGCAUGUUCCUGCAGAGGGGCGCGGACACCAACCUGUUCCGUCUGGAGGACGGGCAGACCCCCCUGCACCUGUCGGCCCUCAGAGACGACGUGGUCUGCGCCCAGAUGCUGUACGCGUACGGGGCAGACACCAACACCAUUAACUACGAGGGCCAGACGCCCGUGGCCGUGGCCGUCAGCAUGUCGGGGAUAAGCCGGCCCUGUCUGGACUUCCUGCAGGAGGUCACCAAGCAUCCCAGGACUUUACAAGACAUGUGUCGAAUAAGAAUCCGUCAUUGCAUAGGCCUUCAGAGCCUCAAGUUACUGGAAGAUCUACCUAUCGCUAAGGUCAUAAAAGACUAUCUAAAACACAAGUUUGACAACGUCUGAUGCCAGGGCCUGUGAUGAGGAGGGGCACAUCGAGAACACUCUCUGGUUUCUGCCAAGACUAUGCAAGCAUUGUGUGUCUCUCUGUGAAGAAAGCCUGGAGGAGAGGUGUGCGGGGUGUUCUUGUGUAACCUGGAGAGGUCACUUUGUGACCCCAGUUGUCACUGUGCCUGUCGCCACACUGACAAAAUGUUGUCCACAGAUCUGCAGUCUGAACUGGGAAGUAUCUUUCUCACUUCAGCCUGUCCAAUCAUGAAUGAUGGUUGAUGCAGUAACGUGUGCUGUGGAAUAAGCUUACUCAGUGGAAAUGUGACCACAUCCACAGAUCUGGCACUGGGCUGUCGUCUGUGUGUCACAUUUCUGUCUGCAUAUGCCAGUGGAUUUGAUUUGUUGAUAUGGGUCUUCCUGUUCAUUUACAUGUACAGCCACCAUGAGUUAACUUUCUGGGGGUAACUUUUGAAAUGUUGAUUCAAACAAAUAGUUAGACAGAGAUGGUGCCAUUAUGUAUUCACUGAGAUGUUUCAUCGUGUGCCUGUUGAAGUUGUAGGAAAUUAUGGUCUUAUGCUGCAAUAAGUGCACCUUCCAUUGUUCAAAACCCUGAAGUUGGGCGGUCUCUAGUUGAAGUUGUAGAGGGACACAAACUGCAUCUAUGUUCUCAUCUUUUUAUGAAUAAAGCGGCCCACGCGCCUUUGCCAGAAUUAUUAUUACUAUUCCAUUUUUUUUGUUGUUGUGGUAAUUACAGUUAUAUUUUAAUCAGUUGUAUUACUAUGCAAGUGGAUUUAAAAUAAUUUAGAUCCACUUGUGUAAUACUAAGAAAAACACUGCUCUAUGUAAUGUUUUAAAGCUAUGAGUACAACUUUUCUUAAGCAAUGACAUGGUCCUAACUCAGCAUACAGUGUUACCUGUUUAUUUGUUUUUAUUUUUCCAGUUUUUCUUUGAGUUUUUACUUUUACAAAAUGAGAUGUUUAUGGAUUCUGAACAGUGUGUUGAUGUAUAAACACUGUUAUUUUAAACAAAAUGUAAAUAAUUGUUAAAUAUGUACAGCAAAUAUUUUUCUAGAAUUAUUUAAGCAAUGAUACUCUGUGUUCCUAAUGUAUUUCUUUUGUUGGAAGGUAUUGUGCUUUGUUUGAUGUGAGCCGAUGUACUGGUUAUUUUGUGUGUGUGAUACGGUAUGUUAAGAGUUUCAGACGUUUAAUUUAUCAAGAAUAAUCUGGAAGGAUAUUAUGUUGAGCGAGACAAAGCAGAUGCUAUGUAAAAAAAAAAGUGUAAUUUGUAAUGAAGACCAUACUGUGAUUUUCACAUUUAAUUAGAUGCUCUUUACAAAACAAGAACUGAUCCAAUCACCUGCAAAUUAUAUAAUUUCAUUAUACAAUUUUUAUUUUUGUCUA
This is a messenger RNA of Osmerus eperlanus (European smelt), 3359 nucleotides long. It is a transcript of the gene asb7, whose product is annotated as ankyrin repeat and SOCS box containing 7. Gene Ontology annotation, biological process: intracellular signal transduction. The record is from RefSeq and is a predicted model, not a curated record. The transcript is spliced from 5 exons. Gene Ontology annotation, molecular function: protein binding. Bases 988 to 1974 code for a protein of 328 amino acids. Lineage: Eukaryota; Metazoa; Chordata; Actinopteri; Osmeriformes; Osmeridae.